CCCUCGAAACCGGGAGAAGAGCGUUGAGUGCCACGGGGAGGGAGGCUCCGGUCGCGACUGCGGCGAGUUACACCGUCUUCUAUCUGCAUCCGCCGCCGCCGGAGAGUAAGCCAGGAUGUUCGGGAUGCUGAGCAGCAGCUUUGAGGAUGAUCCCUUCUUCUCUGAUUCUUUUAUUGCACACCGAGAAAGUAUGCGACAGAUGAUGAGAACUUUCUCUGAACCUUUUGGAAGAGACUUGCUCAGCAUUUCUGAUGGUCGAGGACGAGCUCAUAAUCAUAUGGGGCAUGAUGAUGGUGAAAAUUCCUUAACUGCAGUGAAUUCUCUUGUGCCUUCUGGCAGUUUGGGUGGUAUGGCAAUGGACCGAAUGAUGUUAAAUAUGCGAAACAGUAUGCAGGAAUUACAGAGAAACUUUGAUCACCUUUCAAUGGAUCCAAAUGGACAUUCAUUUAGUUCUUCAUCAGUUAUGACUUAUUCCAAAGUAGGAGAUGAACCACCAAAGGUUUUCCAGGCCUCGACUCAAACCCGUAGGGCUCCAGGAGGAAUAAAGGAAACUAGGAGAGCACUAAGAGAUUCUGACAGUGGACUAGAAAAAAUGGCUAUUGGUCAUCAUCUCCAUGACCGAGCUCAUGUCGUUAAAAAGUCAAAGAACAAGAAGACUGGAGAUGAAGAGGUCAAUCAAGAGUUCAUCAAUAUGAAUGAAUGUGAUGCUCAUGCUUUUGAUGAUGAGUGGCAAAGUGAGGUUUUGAAGUACAAACGAGGAGGACAACGGCGCAAUCUAGAAAACACCAGGAUGCGAAGUGUUGGUCUUGAGAACUCAGGAUUCCGAGAACUUAAAAGAAGGGAGAAACCUCAUCAAAGUCCAGCCACUGAAUGUGGAAGAAGAUCAAAUGUCUUUGUGGACAAACUGAACAUCAAAGGAUCACCUGUGAAAAUCAACAAAAAAUAAAAAGCCUUGCAUGUGAUUAGUUUUGGUUGUUUUAACAGAGAAAGUAAUGGUGCUGGGUAAUAUAUGUAUGACCAAUCUCUUAUUAAAUCAGUACUGUACUUAGCAACUUUCUUCUGAUAUUCAAAUGUUCUUGAAAGUGCUAGCUUUAUAUUGUCCCUGUUUUUUAGAAAUAAAACUUUGAUUUUCACCAA
Molecule: messenger RNA, 1137 nt
Organism: Manis javanica (Malayan pangolin)
Lineage: Eukaryota; Metazoa; Chordata; Mammalia; Pholidota; Manidae
Gene: MLF1
Product: myeloid leukemia factor 1
Source: RefSeq, a predicted model, not a curated record